This is a messenger RNA of Dibothriocephalus latus, 169 nucleotides long. The record is from the annotation of a GenBank genome assembly. Lineage: Eukaryota; Metazoa; Platyhelminthes; Cestoda; Diphyllobothriidea; Diphyllobothriidae.
GAUCACGCUGAAAUGGCACGAGAAAUCGACUAUGAGAGCGUUACAACCCUCGAUCCCUCACACGUUGUGGCCAUCAAGUCGCUGUGGAGCGAUCCGGGCAUCAAGGAGUGCUACGAUCGUCGGCGAGAAUUUCAAAUUACCGACUCCGCUAAAUAGUAGGUUUUUUUAA